This is a messenger RNA of Acipenser ruthenus (sterlet), 4361 nucleotides long. Its product is annotated as transmembrane 7 superfamily member 3-like. Bases 792 to 2594 code for a protein of 600 amino acids. NCBI's taxonomy places the organism in Eukaryota, Metazoa, Chordata, Actinopteri, Acipenseriformes, Acipenseridae. The record is from RefSeq and is a predicted model, not a curated record. The transcript has 13 exons.
UCCCUCUGAAAUGGGUUGGGCUUGUUUUGAAAGGCAGUGCCACUUUUUUUUUUUCUCGUGAGACUUCGCCAUGCUGAUUGUUGGCACUGGAGACUGUACUCAACAAAAACUUUUGAGCUGUUGUGUGUUUAGCAUGAGUGAAAUAAAAUCGGCCGAAUAUUCUGCGCAUUCUUAUAUAAAUAUAUACCUACUAAAAAGAUACUGUCAUAAUGAAAUGUAUUACUUUAUUGGCUACAAACUGCCCAUUAAAUUUGUGUGAAUAAUAAAACGAGGCUAUUGAAAGUUACGUAGAGAUGCAUUUAGGUACAUAGGUGAGGUAUUGUCUCACUUGUUUACAACAGCAUCACAUACAAAGUAGUAAGAGUAGGCUUUCAUGAUUUUAAAACUUUGAAAGCUUUUUAAUUCCACGUGCACUUGGUUACAAUAAUUUAUCAAAACAAUUUAUUCCACAAAGUAACACAAUAAAAGCAACACAUUAUUCGCCAAUGUAACAAAAAUGGCAACAAGGUACUCGCUUAGUGAAACAUUAACAAAAUUGGGUCAAAAGGGCGGAAGUGGCGGCUUUGGCAUGACAGUUUGCAGAGAGAGAGAGAGGUAGCGAGACUACGCAAGAGCACACUUAGUACCAGAAUUGUAUGGGUUUAGUUUUCAGUAUGUCUUCUGCAGUGCUAGUGUUAAGUUUUGAAGUACUGGGGACCUGUACUGGUUGCCUGUGAUUCGCAUGUGAUCUGAGGUCUACCGUGACCAUAUCGGACAAGAAAUUCCAGUAUUUUUAUUUUACCAAUGCAAUUAUGGCAGUGAAGGAAAAGCAACCGGGCCUUGGGAAAAUUAUUAAUCUGUUAAACAACUUUGUCCUAAUGUCUGUUGUUGUCUCUUGGGAUGGAGUAACGGCACAGAACGUCCCAGGCCUGGUUAAGUUUUCACUGGGUCGGUUUCAGAAAGUGUCCGUGACACAGAACUUUCCUGUGGAGGCUGUGUUAACCAGAAUCCCAGGAGACAUCACCCACGUCAUCUUCCAGUUUCACAGUCAGUACUGCAAUGCAACCGUCUCCUAUGAUCAGGAAUACCACAAAGAAGAUUUGCUCCAGGCACUGAGAAGUGAAAACAUGAGAUUUCUUGAACAGUCAACAGAUAAGGCUCCUACUCCAAACACAUCCCUGACUGCCCACGAUGCAGGACUGGUUUCCGCUCUCCGUCUUCAGCAGAACUCAUUGCAGUGGUACAUGGAGUCUCCUGAAAGCAAACCUGUUUCUGGCAUGGCAGUCAUUCUGCCCUACAAAGCAAAAGAUCCAGUUCCCGGAGGCUGUAACCUGGAGUAUAACCUUGACAUAGAGCCCAAUAUUUAUCUGCACUAUAAUCUGUUUGAGACAAUCAUUUGGUUUGCACCAGCAAAUAUAGGACAUGCAAGGGGACAGACUGCCCCGUCCUGCAACGUCAGCAGUGGGCAGACCUCCAGAAUGCGCCUUGAGUAUGAUAUCUAUCAAUACUUCCUUCCUGAGAGCGACCUCUCUGAACAGGUCUUCAUAGGACACAUUCAGAAAAUGGCAAACAUACGCGAGGUGGCAGCCAAUGGGAAAAAACUGAUCACCUUGAGUUCAAAUGACCAGCCCAUGGUGUCCUUCAGUUCUCUUCCUGGUCAGGGUGUGAUCUACUCCAUCAUAGUGAGGGAUCCUGUUUUUAAUACCUCUGCCUCCUAUGUGCCUGUUCACACCUAUGCCUGCAGCUUUACCUCCACGCUGGAUAACUGCUACACUCUAGGAAAGAUUUCUACAAAGGUCUUCUUUACCAUAGCUAGUAUGGCUGGCCUUUUCGUUUGCUUCUUUGGGCACAGGUUCUUCAAAUCUGAACUCUUUUGUAUGGGUUUUAUCUUCACUGCAUUCCUAUUCUUCGUGCUUAUCACAAGAACAACACCCCUAAGCUAUGACAUGAGGCUGUCCCUGACAGCAUUGAUGGGGGUGGUGGGUGGAGUGCUGCUGGUGCUCUGCUGGUGGAGAUUCGGCUCUCCUCUCCUCUCCAUUUUGAUAGUCGGCCUUAUACUGGGAUUCCUCUUUUCAUCCAUCCUCUUCUUCACCCCAAUAGGAGAUUUUGAAAUCUUCCGCAGUGAUGUGGUUUUCUGGGUGACCUUCACUAGCAUUGCUCUAGUCAUCCCUUUAAUAUGUGUCGGGCUCCCUAGAGAGGGAAACAUAACAGCGUGCGGAGUUGUUGGAGGAUAUACAGUGAUUUUAGCUGUGAAUAGUUACACUUACACCAGCCUCACCUACAUAACAUUAGACAUCCUGAAGCGAGCCCUGAACAACAACUUCAGCAAAGCCUUCACAAACAUCCCUUUUCAAGGAAUUGAUUUCAUUAUGAUUACUGUGUGGGCUGUCCUGGCUGUCAGCGGAAUGGUCCUUCAGCUCUACAGAGAGAGGACCAGGCCAGUCUUUCCUCCGAGCCCCUACAUGAUGUGGAAACAAGAGAGGGACCGUCGGAAAACCAACAUCCUGGACCCCAGUUACCAUGUCCCGCCACUGCGAGCACGCUUGAAAAGCAGAGUGGAGGAGAUGUUUCGAAGGGAAGAGCCUGCUGGAGAGAGAACACCACUGCUUUUAUGACCUAUAUGGCUGUUCUGGUGACAUUAGUGAACAUAAAAAAACUGCAAUGAAUAGAGGAUUCCACAAGGUGGUGCUUUCAGCUACCAUCUCUUCUUGUGAUUUGCUGGGGAGACAGUGGAACACAGCUGCCAUUGCCCUUCCCAUCUUUCUGGUUUAUAUGGUUACCUGCAGGUAGAAAUGGGAUAGUGGAAUUUAAACUUAAAACAUGAUCCAGAGGAUCAAAGCAGCCACACCAGCUACUUUAAAAAAAAAAAAAAAAAAAAAAAAAGCCUACUGUAUUCUUAGCCCCCCCCCUCUCCAAGUGCCUUCCCAUCCUUGAAUUUUACCUGUCCAAAAACACACCAAAGUCAAGCAGAAGAGGGAGUGAAUAUUAUGAUGGGGCAGGUGGAAUAGAUGGGUGCUAGGUGCCCAAGAUGCUAGAUGAGAAAUGAUGGAAUCCAGCCAUCAAACACAGGCCACUUGUAUUUGAGAGCCAGGACGCUUGUUAAUGCCAGACUAUUAUGGCUGCAGAUCAAAUUGUGUUGUGCAGGGUUCCAAAGUGAAUCCCAGUAUAUUCAAAAUGAAUUAAAUAACCAGAAAACCUCCAUGUGUUUUAUAGUUAAGCCCAAGUGGCUCAUAGUAUCCAUUGGUAUUGUAAUGCUUUACAUUGUACCUCUUAAAGUAUGUUCUUAAGAAAAACCUAGCACAACUGUUUAGUAAAUCUAUAAAUCACUUAAUAGCAAAUAAUUAGUCAUUUAUAUGCAUUGUUUGUAAAAUUUGUAUCGAGGUCCAAAACUGCAUAUCAUUACUUUAAAAGUAUUUAAAAUAAUAUGCCUUUUAAAAAAAAAAAAAAAAAAAGUGCAUUAUUUUCAAAGUGGUGUGUUCAUGACACAGGUUCCAAAAUGAUACUUGUAAUUCUGUUGUGCACUGAUGUUGACAUUUCUUUACUCUUGUCUAAAAUUGAUCAAUAGUUUUUGUUUUUACAGUGAAGUUUUUACAGUUUUACAGUGAAAAAUAGAAAUAACCCCACAUUAAAGUUCACAUAGGUUAAGACACUAUAAAGUGCUGCGUAACUUUUUAUGCUGCUAGUUUUGCAGUGGUUAGAAUACACUUGAAGUUGUAUCCUUGACUGUUUGGAGGUCUUUUGUUAAGGUGAGAAUAGUAAUCUUUUUAAAUAAACUGCAAUACACUUGUUAACUUAUUGGUUCCCAGGGCUGCUACUUUGGGGAUUAUUCCUGUUGCAGACGGAAAUACCUCAAUGACAAUUGCAGUAUAAACACAUGCACUAAUCUUUAAGCAAGAUAUUUACUCAUUUUGUUAGAAUCCUUGUUAGUUAUUACAUAGAAAUUAAACUGGCAUGUAAGGUUAACAAUGCAGAAAUUGUGGAAAAUUGUGAGUAAAUCUCUCUUGCAAGAGUUUAUAGUCUGCAUUUUGUCAAAGCAUUCUGUAUAUAAAAAGUUGACAUAAAAUUCUGAAGAUUCAGCCACAGUGGGUCACUGUUAAUGCCAUUAACUAUUUCCUGCAUCAGGAACGUUACUGGUGCAAAAAGAUUUGCAUGCACGGUUUAAAGAAUAAAUGAGAAGUGUGCCAAUUGCAGACUCAAACUAUGCUUAAAGUAGUUAUACAAACCACUUACGUGAUACCUAAUGAGUAAGUUGCUCAAAUGAAAUUCUUUACUUUUUCUGAUUUUUUUUUUUUUUUUUUUUACUGCCCCCUGCCUUUUUAUUGGUGUUUUGUGGUUUUACUAAACAUGUAUGCAUAUGAACUGGUAAAUAUAUAAAAUGCUAA